GUUUUUUUCCUAGUGCUGCGUUUGCUCCUACGAUGAUGAAUCUGAAGAUCAAAGGCAAGAAAACAUGUGCCAGCACUGCAAGGAUCGACGCUCCUGCGUGCACAACCUCGAGCAAGAUCUUGUAUCGUCAAGACCCAGCAUACAGGACGCCAUCGCCAAGAUCGAGAAGGUCCGCGAGCACGUCAACAACGUGGGGAAGCCAUUUGCCGAGAGACUGGAUCUAGUCAAGUGCCACUAUAUCUUAGGGAUGCAAGAGAUAGAUACCUCUGCUGUCGAAGAAGUGAAGCAGCUCCUGUCGGGCGGGGAGCUCGGGAGCUGCUACAACACCGAGGAAGGCACGCUCAACAUGUCUUUGCGGACAGAUAGUAUGCAACGAUAUGUGAUACGAGAUCUGAGGAUGAAGAGCCUGCCUCGCUGGAUCUCCAAGCUCGGCCUCGCUUUUAAAGUCAUCGACGUGUCCGGUAACCCCAGCUUCUCCCACCUUCCCUUGGACGAGCUCUGCAGCAUGGAGUCUAGCCUGCAGGAGGUCAAGUGUGAGGGCUGCGUCAGGCUGCAGCUGCCUCCCCCUGAGAUCGCCAGUCAGGGAGGG
Messenger RNA from Guillardia theta CCMP2712, 589 nucleotides. RefSeq lists its product as hypothetical. Lineage: Eukaryota; Cryptophyceae; Pyrenomonadales; Geminigeraceae. The transcript has a single exon. The record is from RefSeq and is a predicted model, not a curated record. The annotation marks the transcript as partial.